AUGGAGCUGCUGGUUCUGCACCAGCCGACCUCACUGGUGGACUCUUGCUGCAAUAACUGCAUCUCGGUGUCAAGUGGUCAACAACAGACUGUCUUCCAGCCACGGAAACGUGGCCAAGCAGGCAAGCAUGACGAGACCUGUACUGUGGGGUGCCUGCAACGGCAGUGUAUUUUUUUUUGUUUCCUGCUGUUGUUGGACAGACUUAGAAAGCUAGAAGCAGCAUUGCAAGCUAAUUCUUUUUCCCUCUCUCUGUGUCUGCAGAAACUUGAAGGGUCUAAGUGCAAAGGGCAGCUUUUGAUUUUUGGGGCAACCAACUGGGACUUGAUUGGUCGAAAAGAAGUGCCUAAGCAACAAGCUGCCUACCGCAAUCUGGGUCAGAAUUUGUGGGGGCCCCACAGAUAUGGGUGCCUGUCGGGGGUCCGGGUGCGGACGGUGGUUUCGGGGUCGUGCGCUGCCCACAGCCUCCUCAUCACCACGGAAGGGAAGCUGUGGAGCUGGGGUCGAAAUGAGAAGGGGCAGCUUGGACACGGUGACACCAAGAGAGUUGAAGCCCCCAGACUCAUCGAGGGUCUCAGCCAUGAAGUGAUUGUGUCGGCGGCCUGUGGGCGGAACCACACCCUGGCCUUGACGGAGACAGGCUCCGUGUUUGCAUUUGGCGAGAACAAGAUGGGGCAGCUGGGCCUUGGCAACCAGACGGACGCCGUCCCGAGCCCCGCGCAGAUAAUGUACAACGGCCAGCCAAUUACCAAAAUGGCCUGCGGGGCUGAAUUCAGCAUGAUAAUGGAUUGCAAGGGAAACCUCUAUUCCUUUGGGUGCCCUGAAUAUGGUCAGCUUGGACACAACUCGGACGGGAAGUUCAUUGCCCGGGCGCAGCGGAUAGAGUACGACUGCGAGCUGGUGCCCCGACGAGUGGCCAUCUUCAUCGAGAAGACGAAAGAUGGGCAGAUUCUUCCGGUGCCCAACGUGGUUGUACGAGAUGUGGCUUGUGGCGCUAACCACACGCUGGUCCUCGACUCCCAGAAGCGCGUCUUCUCCUGGGGCUUUGGCGGCUACGGCCGGCUGGGCCACGCAGAGCAGAAGGACGAGAUGGUCCCCCGCCUGGUGAAGCUGUUCGACUUCCCCGGGCGCGGGGCCACCCAGAUCUAUGCUGGCUACACCUGCUCCUUCGCUGUCAGUGAAGUGGGUGGUCUGUUUUUCUGGGGGGCCACCAACACGUCCCGUGAAUCUACCAUGUAUCCGAAGGCCGUGCAGGACCUCUGUGGCUGGAGAAUCCGGAGCCUGGCUUGUGGGAAGAGCAGCAUCAUCGUGGCUGCGGAUGAGAGCACAAUCAGCUGGGGCCCCUCGCCCACCUUCGGGGAACUGGGCUACGGGGACCACAAGCCCAAGUCUUCCACUGCAGCUCAAGAGGUGAAGACGCUGGACGGCAUUUUCACAGAGCAGGUCGCCAUGGGCUACUCGCACUCCUUGGUGAUAGCAAGAGAUGAAAGUGAGACCGAGAAGGAGAAGAUCAAGAAACUGCCAGAGUAUAACCCCCGCACCCUCUGACUGUCCCGGGGCCUCCACCUCCACACCUCUCGCGGCAGCUGUCAUUUCCAUGUGCACUGGGACGGAAGUCAAACGAGGAAGUUAAACGAGCAAAAGUUGACUGAAGGUGCAUUUUUGUUAGACUCCCUGAGGUUCCGUUUUAUAAGUGAUUCAACGUCAACUACCUUUUCUGUAUGCUCUCCAAAGUGUUUUUCCUCUCAAUGUUUAAUUAAAAUAUUUGCUCAUAGUUGACUUACCAUUCCUACAAGAGGCAGAAACUUUGAGCAAUCCAGGUUUGGUUUUUUUUUUUAAGCUCCCCCUUUUCCCCCCAAUAUACUUCUCAAAACUCUCCUUUCCAAUUGUAAACAGCAUUGUGAUCGGACUGGGUGCUACCUAGGAGAGGAGUCACCAUUUACUCAGAAAAAAAAUGUCCUUUUUGGAAACCUGCAGCAUUUUUGGCAAAGAGGGUCCCUGGUGGUCCGUCUCUAUCCAAAAUCAUACCCAUAUGCUUUGGAAGCAUCUGGGUCCCUCCCUUCCCGCUUUUUCUUGUAGACUGGCUGAGGCCGGCCUUGGUUCUGUUCUCCCCUUGGCUGCUUGUAAGCCCCACCCACCGCCUUUUGGCUGCAACAUUAUUAGAAUCUGCCGUUUCCCCCCUGGUGGGGGCUCUGGGGUAUGUGUUUAGCCAUUUAUAUCUACUUUAUCUGUAAAUGAAGUCCAAGUGAAAAAAAUCAGGUGAUCAUGGAACCAGUGGGGGCCCGAGGGGGUGGGCAGUCGUGGGGAUAUUGUAUCUGGUUCAAAAACCAGCUUUAAGGUUCCUCUGAGGAGCCAGGGCCACCUCGCCAGCACUCGCCAUUAGAGAUUGAUCAGCCAGCAGUGAAAAGUGCAUUCUGGAGUCCUUGGAAGGAGGACCAGCCCUUAUGUACCAGCCUUUAGCGCCUCUGUGCUUGUUUUUAUCACACUCCCCCAGCCCCCACCGCUGGAUUCGGCUGGAAUAGCCCGGUCUGUUUCUGAGACUCGGGUUCCAGUUCUGCUAACCCAGCUCUCUAGUCACAUUUGCUUGGCUGUGGUACCAAAUAGAUGGGAUCAAGAAGCCCCCCUUCCCCAAGUGUCAGCGCAGAUGCCAUGACUGCCAGCCACCUCCCCACCAAGUGCCCUCUGCCCGAGCUCGUCCCCAGCGUGGCGCUGCUCUGUGUGAGUUACGAGGUGCCUUUCCCGGAACCCUCCUCUCACUUGGACCCAGCUCUGGCUGGGGCUCUUGGUUUCGAGAGGGUCUGGACUGGUUUGGGUGCUUUAAAAUAGAUUUUUUUAGUUCAGUGGUGCUUCUGAGGGAGAUGGGGGUAGAACUUCAGUGUGAGACUUGGGUGGAUGGGAAAGUUCAAUAUUGGUCUUUUUUAAUUUUUUGCUUUGCUAUUGUUACCACUUGUCAUUGUCUUGAUGUUAAAAUGCCAAAAAUGAUCCAGUUGUUGCUUUUUCCCACUCGUCCUCUGUCCCUCCUUAAGGUAGCUUCUGCCUUCGCAGGGCACAUAACAGGCUUUAUCUGGGCCAGUCCCAAGGCCUUGCGUGAGGGGACCGGGCUGUAUCUAAGACUUAGUCUGACUUCAUGCUCAUCUCUGCUGUCCUGGGUUCAGUCUGUAGUCCAGGGGAGAAGCUUCUGCCACUUCAGAGCUUCUGCUAAACUAACCUGAUUUGUCCAAGUCACCCCAAAGCCACCAUCUCUUAACUCAAGCUUCCUUAUGUGGGACCCGUUUCCCUGGACAAGUCUCUUUCCUGGAGUGGGAUUAGGUGCCUGUGCUCCUCGGACCCGCACAGCCUCCCUUGGGUCGUGCAGUUGCCGAGCGAGUGGUGGGAGCAGUAGCCGGGGUCCUGGCUGUUGUACCGUUGGCCAAGCAGGGCUUCGAUCUUCCAAUGGACUAAUCUGAAGCCCACCGCCAGCCGAUUCUGGGACCCCUGGCCAGGGACGAGCAGGACAGGGAUGUACCUUCCUAGUGAAGUUCCGCCCUCUUCUCUCCCACAAUCACUCCUUCUGGCUUGGAGUUUGGGCAUGAACUUCCUAGUGGGGAAAACCCCGUAGAACGGGUGGGGUGGUGGCCUGCACUCCAAGAGAAAGACAAAGUGACCGAGCUGAGACAGUGCUUGGCGUUGACCUUUGGGGCGUUUGCCAUGUCUUCCAGCUCAGGAAGGAGAAUUUGGAAGAAGAGGCUGAGAGUGAAGGGGAAUCUAAGCGGAGGUUGUGAUUUGGUCGAAGGUGCCUGGUUUAGUGCUGUAAUUGUCUUAUUUUUUUUAUAUAUAUAUUUCUUGGAGUAAACAUUUUAAAUAAACGACAUCAUUGUUUACUCUG
This is a messenger RNA of Miniopterus natalensis, 3862 nucleotides long. Lineage: Eukaryota; Metazoa; Chordata; Mammalia; Chiroptera; Miniopteridae. The record is from RefSeq and is a predicted model, not a curated record.